GGAUACUGGAGGCCAUGUACUGUGUUUUGGGUGUGCGGAUGUCGCCCCCGAUGGCCAGUAGCGGUACUGAACAAGCAGCAGGACUCUGGCUGCUGCUGUGUUGAGCCACUUCUCCGGAGCUCAGCCGACUGGAGGGAUGUGACCCCGGAACAGGACGCCCUCCUACAACAACACACCAUUCAAACAGAGCACAGAAGAAAGAAAAGCUGGACCAGGAGGGAGCCACAGGAGCAGGGGGGAUGAACCGCGAGGAGGCCCCGGGGAAGUCUCCUGAAGACAUGUACAUCCAACAGAAAGUGCGGGUCCUGCUCAUGCUAAAGAAAAUGGGAUCAAAUCUCACGCCGAGUGAAGAAGCUUUUCUCCGGAAUUACGCAGGUGUGGUCCACAGUCAGAUGAGCCAGCUACCACAGCACAACAUAGACCAGGGUGCAGAGGACGUGGUGAUGGCGUUCUCACGGUCAGAGACGGAGGAUCGGCGACAGUGACCCUGGGCCCUCCAUCCCACCCCACCCCCCCACUCCACCGCAUCCCGCCCCGC
Molecule: messenger RNA, 538 nt
Organism: Thunnus maccoyii (southern bluefin tuna)
Lineage: Eukaryota; Metazoa; Chordata; Actinopteri; Scombriformes; Scombridae
Gene: ctnnbip1
Product: catenin, beta interacting protein 1
Exons: 4
Coding region: 240-485 (81 amino acids)
Biological process (GO): negative regulation of Wnt signaling pathway
Cellular component (GO): cytosol; nucleus; beta-catenin destruction complex
Molecular function (GO): beta-catenin binding
Source: RefSeq, a predicted model, not a curated record